AUGGAGUCAAUCACCAAGACCGCGGUUGACUUCUGCGUGGACCAUCUGCGGAUCACAUUGCUGGUCGCUCUCCUGGUCGCAUACAUUGUAUACGCCGUCCUGGUCGACCCCCUCCGCCACAUCCCUGGCCCGCUGCUCGCCCGCCACCUGCCCGGCUGGCUAGCCAUCCAGGCUUUCAGGGGACAGACCGAAGCGGCCGUCCUCGACGCCCACCGCACGUACGGCGACGUCGUGCGGAUCGGGCCCCGCACCGUGGUGGCAGGCAGCGCCGAGGCGGUGCGCAAGGUGCUCGGCUACGGCGACCACUACCUGGACAAGUCGCCCGACUACGACGCGCUGGUGGUGCACACGCCGUCCAUCUUCAGCGAGACGGACCGCACGGCGCACGCACGCAAGCGCCGCAUCGCGGCCCACACGUACAGCAUGCAGAGCCUGACCAGGAUGGAACACGUCGUGGCCACCAACCUCGACGUGUUCCUCGGCCAGAUGGACCGGUGCGCCGCGCGGGCCCAGCCCAUGGACGCCGCCGUGUGGUUCAAGUUCUACGCCUUCGACGUCAUCGGCGACCUCGCGUUCGGCAGGGGCUUCGGCAUGCUCCAGCGCGGCGUCGUCGACGACUUUGUCCGCUGCAUCUCGGACGGGGUCGAGUUUACGUUUGUGAGGUUUCUCUUGCCGUCGUUCUUGAGGCCGCUGUGCCAGCUCCUCGUGGAGUAUCUGCCCUUCUCCCUGUUCAGGGAGCUCAAGAGCGGAUUCGCUUUUACUGAUCUGUCCUCUGAAAAGGAAACAACGAGACUGGUCCAAGACCGAUGGAUCAAAAGAGACGGUGUCGCCGCUCAGCGUGGCGACAUCCUGGGCGCCCUCAUGGAAGCCAGAGACCCGGCCACCAACGAACGGCUCGAGUUCGCAGAGCUGGCCACCAACGCGUCGACCAACAUCAUCGCCGGCUCCGACACGGUCACCAUCUCGCUCACCGCCAUUGUCUACCACCUCCUCCGGAACCCAGACCGCGCUGCGCAACUGACCGCGGAGGUUCGAGGCAGUUCGCUAGGCGACGCCCCUCUGUACCGAGACAUUCAGAGACUCCCGUACCUGGACGCCUGCAUCAAGGAAGGCAUGCGUCUCACCACGCCCUUUGCCGGACCCCUGCCUCGCCUCUCACCGUCGCAAGGGGGCCUCGACAUUGGAGGCACGCACAUCCCGCCGGGGACAGUGGUCAACGUCAUGCAGUGCCAGAUCCACAACGACGGGCGCAUCUUCCACGACCCCGAGUCCUUCACGCCGGAGCGCUGGCUGGUGAGCAGCGACAGUGGCAAGGAGCUGGACAAGUACUUUCUCGGAUUCAGCACCGGUCCCCGCUCGUGCAUCGGCAAGAACAUUGCCCUUCUCGAGAUGAAGUUGCUGCUCUACUCCUUCUUCCGGCGGUACGAUCUCUCCCUCCUGGACCCCGGCGCCGAGCUGCGAUGCCGUCGAUAUCUCGUCACCAAGCCACUCAGCUCGGUGCUGGUCAGGGUUCAAAGCGCGGGAGUUGGAUCCGAACAGGCCGCCGGUAACAGGGCGGAGGCCUCGGUCAGCUAGAUACGUAUCUUACAUGUAUCCGGGGUGUUGGAUAGGGAUGCCUUAUAGGGGCCCUGGGUUGGUCCGGCCAAGGUGCGAAGCUGU
This is a messenger RNA of Cladophialophora immunda, 1659 nucleotides long. RefSeq lists its product as uncharacterized. Bases 1 to 1575 code for a protein of 524 amino acids. The record is from RefSeq and is a predicted model, not a curated record. Gene Ontology annotation, molecular function: iron ion binding; monooxygenase activity; oxidoreductase activity, acting on paired donors, with incorporation or reduction of molecular oxygen. Lineage: Eukaryota; Fungi; Ascomycota; Eurotiomycetes; Chaetothyriales; Herpotrichiellaceae. The transcript has 6 exons.